Molecule: messenger RNA, 1542 nt
Organism: Megalopta genalis
Lineage: Eukaryota; Metazoa; Arthropoda; Insecta; Hymenoptera; Halictidae
Gene: or
Product: AP-3 complex subunit sigma-2 or
Biological process (GO): Golgi to vacuole transport; intracellular protein transport
Cellular component (GO): membrane coat; AP-3 adaptor complex
Source: RefSeq, a predicted model, not a curated record
GAUAGAUGUCUAGAGAAAACGAUUUUACGCCAUGCAUAACAGUAGUUGUCAAGAAAGAACGUGUCUUUUUAUGAUUUUGAUUUGUUGAAAUUGAUUAUUGUAAUCUACAAUUGUGGAAUUAUUAUUGACGAUUGCGAUCACUUAUAAAGCAAGUGUUAUACAACUUUACCGUUGAUAGAUUACGUUAAGGACGAUAAAAAAGAAGCGAAGAAUGGUUAGGAUUUGUGAAGAGGAUUUGUUGAUCUGACAGCUUUAAAUUGAGUUAUUUACGUGUGAAAUUCUUACAAUGUUUACUUGAAUUUCCAUCAUUCACAAAUGAAUGUAUUUGGUAAAGAGAAGUAAAUCAACGUUAGCAAUUAAUCGUCAAUCAUGAUUAAGGCUAUUUUAGUGUUCAAUAACCAUGGGAAACCACGUCUCUCCAAAUUUUAUCAAUAUUUCAAUGAGGACAUGCAGCAACAGAUAAUAAAGGAGACAUUUCAGUUAGUUUCUAAAAGAGAUGACAAUGUUUGUAACUUUCUGGAAGGUGGAAGCUUAAUUGGUGGAUCUGAUUAUAAGUUGAUCUAUCGGCAUUACGCGACAUUAUAUUUUGUAUUCUGUGUCGAUAGUUCGGAAUCAGAGUUGGGAAUUUUAGAUUUGAUACAAGUUUUUGUAGAGACAUUGGACAAAUGUUUUGAGAAUGUAUGCGAGCUGGAUCUAAUUUUUCAUGUAGACAAGGUUCAUUAUAUAUUGAAUGAACUGGUGAUGGGUGGAAUGGUUCUAGAAACUAAUAUGACUGAGAUACUUUCAAGGAUUGACGAUCAAAACAAAUUGGAAAAACAAGAGGCAGGAAUCACAGCAGCGCCGGCGCGUGCUGUUUCUGCUGUCAAGAAUAUGAAUAUACCACAGCAGAUAAAGGAUAUGAAGUUGCCUGACUUGCCACAGGCUAUAAAAGAUCUCAAAUUCUGACCAGCCGUUACUUCGUUGGCUCCGAGCUGACUGGUUUCUACUACGAUUUCGAGUACGAGUGAUACCACGACAAGGGUUUUCUUUCCUUCCCUACAAUCGAACGAAAAUGCACCAAUACUGCCUACAGACUCUCCAUAUGUUUCUUCUCAGCAGUACCAGAAUUAAAGAACGAAGAUCGGUUUAUCUCAGAAGGCCCUCAAAAAUCGUUUUCUGACUGUGAAGAGGACAUUUCUUAUGAAAUUUCAAAAAAUAUUUAUACCUGACUUUAAUACAGAAGAGUUGGAGUAACUGAAUUAGAAUUUUCAAGAUAUAAAAUGAAAAGGUAAAGAUUUACAAAUCUAGAAAUUACUGAUGUUAUGUUUAAAAAGGUUACAUCAUUCCUGUACAUUACUAAAAGGAAAAGAAGUAUAUUUCCAUUAUAGUGUAAUCCAUGAAAAUGCAUUUUCUUUGCUGAAGCAGUAUCUUUAACAUUAUCUUGUUUAUGAACAUCUUCCCAUUUCAAUGAUUGAGAAAUGUUAGAUAUCAAUGUUGUAUUGUAUCAAAAAACAUAUUAAAUAAAUAUUAUAAUACUGCAUUAUAAUUUUUAUUUUUCAAGGA